Messenger RNA from Sturnus vulgaris (Common starling), 673 nucleotides. It is a transcript of the gene PLGRKT, whose product is annotated as plasminogen receptor with a C-terminal lysine. Gene Ontology annotation, cellular component: plasma membrane. Lineage: Eukaryota; Metazoa; Chordata; Aves; Passeriformes; Sturnidae. The record is from RefSeq and is a predicted model, not a curated record. Gene Ontology annotation, biological process: positive regulation of plasminogen activation.
CGCCGGCAUCCCCCGCCUCGUGUAUUCUGCGCUGCAGGGCGCGAUGGGGUUCGUCUUCUCCAAGGCCAUGAACGACAGCCUGAAAGCGCAGCAGGAGUUUAUGCGGCUGCAGCUGGAAAGGCAACUCGUACUGCAGAACCUGAUGAGAGAGAGACAAACAGCCAUGCAGAUUGCUUGGACACGAGAAUUUCUCAAAUAUUUUGGGACAUUUUUUGGACUUGCUACUGUAGUUUUAACAACUGGAGCAGUAAAAAGGAAGAACCCAGCAGUUUUACUGCCAAUACUUCCCUUAAGCUUUGUAUUUUGCUAUCAAUAUGAUAUGGGAUAUGGGACACUGUUGCAAAGGAUUAAAGGCGAAGCAGAGAACAUACUUGACACACAGAGCACCUUGCUAGAAUUGCCGAAAGGACCUCUCACAUUUGAAGAUUUGGAGAAAAUCAGAUUAUCUCAGAGCAAUUGCUUUACAGAAAAAUAGGAAGAUGGUAUUAAAGCUACAUAUCUGAAAAGUGAUUAUAGUACUGCAUUUCAACAUAAAUAAUUAAAAUUUUGAUAAGAUUAUGAGUGCUUGUAAAAUCAAAAUCUAAUUAAUUUUUAAGAAUUAGUACUUUCUAAAGCAAUUGGUUUCAUGUUAUGUGUAUCUCUUAAAAUAAUUAAUUAUUCUGUAGUAUAUUUU